This is a messenger RNA of Lotus japonicus, 1102 nucleotides long. RefSeq names its product protein NEGATIVE GRAVITROPIC RESPONSE OF ROOTS-like. The coding region runs from base 1 to 741 and encodes 246 amino acids. The transcript is spliced from 3 exons. The record is from RefSeq and is a predicted model, not a curated record. Lineage: Eukaryota; Viridiplantae; Streptophyta; Magnoliopsida; Fabales; Fabaceae. Gene Ontology annotation, biological process: regulation of growth; gravitropism.
AUGUUACAUGAAACUUGCAAACAAGAGUUCAAUGACUGGCCUCAAGCACUCCUUGUAAUUGGGACACUUGGGAAUGAUAAUUUGAAAGGGGAUUUGGAUCAUCAUAGCAGUAAUACAAGUACUUCACAAGAUUCAUCACAAGACGAUGAUUGUGUGCAAGAGUUCAUCACACUUGAUGCAGCUGGAAAUCAUGAUCAAAAUAAUGAACUCAACAUUUAUUUCCGGGAACAGCUGGUAGUGGAAUCAAAUGGGGUCAUCACAGAACAGAAAGAAGACAACAUAGAUAAGAAACAACGUUUGAACAGUCAACAUUCAAGCUUGCAAGUUGAAGGUAAAGAAACUGAGACAUUUUCUGAUGGUGACAAUAGCAGCAAGGCUGGAAAUUUCUACCCAAACAGCAGUGUGAUUCGCUGUUUGGAUAAGAGUGCGAGUGUCAAUGGAAGGAAAUCACUUGUUUUUCUUCUUAAGAAGAUGUUUGUCUGUAGAAGUGGAUUUCCACCUACAGCUCCCAGUUUCAGUGAUCUUCUCUCCACACAAUCGACAAUGGAAAAGAUUUUAAGGGCAAGACUCCACAAAAAGUUAUAUCGUCAUGGUUCAAGUUCAUCAAUUCCUAUGAAGAAGUGCUUGGAAAACAAACAUGCACCCAAGUCCGACAAUGGUGAAGAUGAUCUGACUUCAGAUGCAGACAGUGGAAGUAAAUGGGACAACACAGAUUCAGAAUAUAUCGUUCUUGAGAUAUAAACAGUUUCUUCUCAUCAGUUAAAUUUGUUCAUAGAAAAGUUACUAUCUGCAAACAGCAAGGAAUUUCAACUUUGUUCAUCUACAUCAUUCUUGUCAACCAGAGGAUGAAUCGGGAAAGCAGUCUAUAACCUUUCUAGCACAAGAAUGUCAUAGUGCUUAAUCUAGCUUAAUUUGUAAUUUCUAAUAAACUGAUAAAUGCACCAAUAUCUGGCCUUCUGCUAGAAUUUGUUAGAGUAAUUAUAAACAUAAAUUUUCAGUCGACAUUCAAUCAACACACACUUUAAUAGUAGCUUAUAACCACCGCAAAUUUUAGCGGUGGUUGAAAAGUGUGUGUCGAUUGAAUGUUACUGAAAAGUGUAUG